UCCCCUAUAUUGCUUUCGUACACCAAUUACUUUCCCCUUUAAACUUCAAAUCUGAGCAAAUAUUGACAAUCAUCUUGGAUGAAGAUACAUCAGGUUGUACAAGGAGACUCUCCUGUGCUAGAACUGGAAUCCUGAGCCUGUAAUUGGUUUAAUAUUUGUACUAGAAUGACCCGUGUGCAAUCUUGUCACACCAUCGGGGAUGUUGCAACAGUAUAAAAUGUCUCGGCUUUGACUAAAUGCGGAUCGUGUAUGUGUUCAUCACGGGCUGGUGUGGCUACCAAGAAAACCAUCUUUAGCAGCUGGAGCUUGUGACUUUGACAAGUUGAUUAGACAACUCGUUCAGAAACACAUCGACAAUGAGGGCGCUUCUCCUACUUGACGUCAUUUUCGUUGCCUUGGUUCUACCAAUCACGGCAUGGCCGAAGAUCUGCGGAGAGCAACUGGUGGAGACAGUGUCUCUAGUUUGCAGUACACGAGGUUUCUACAGCCAUAGAGAUUCAAAACGAGAUGUUGAGGUUUUCCAGAAUGAACGAGCGGCUAAGAGCUUCCUUGGUUCCCGCAUCGGCUCGAGGCAGCGACGGCGGACGGGUAGAAUCGCCACGGAGUGCUGCGACAGAAUAUGUAGCUUCGACAUCGUGGAGAGUUACUGUAACCCUUGGCCCGUGGCGAUAGAGUCGCGAGACCCGCCUCUAUCUCCCGUCGCACCGGGCAGGGUACGGGAAGAUAAAUCUGCGGACGUGGACUACAUGUACAACCCGGAUGUUGUGGACGUGGAAGAAGCCAACUCGGUCAUACAGCGCGAGGAAGAUCUUAUCGAUGACAUCGAGACGCAAGAACAGGAAAUCGAACAAGAUGAGGAACAGAACAUGCAAACUCUACCCGAAGAAGACGCUGAAGACACAGAUAUACGAGAACCAGAGGACGUUGAAGAAUCUUUCCCAGUUCCAGUCCCGACGAAAAAGAGGAGAAAGGUCGAGGGAAGGAGAUCGAAAGAGAGCAAGAACAAAGGUGGAAAAUCGGAAGGGAAAAACAAGAAGAGAAGCGGGAGCAGGGAAGGGGGACGGUCUUCUCGUCGGAGUCGUGGAAAAAGCUCCCGAUCGAAGAAGCAGAGGGAUGGCCGGGAGAGAAGCAAGAGAUGGGAGGGGCUUGAUACAUCGCACCCAGUAAAGGAACCUACUGCAAGGAGUGUUUUAGGUCGAGUCGAUACCAGACCAUUCCGUAACUUUCUGUACAACCGCUACACUGUAGACGAGAAGCGAGACACUGAAAGAGAAAGCUAUCGAGCGGUGGCGCCCCUUACUGGGUACAAUUCACACCGAGGGGGAUCCCAACCUGACAACCACCCAACACUAGCGGCGCUAUACAACCUUGCAGUUAAACUCGCCAAGGGACUUCAACAUUGACGAAUAAUAGUACAAGAGGAAUUUAUAUGAAAGUACAGCGCCCUCUAACGUGGUUAUAAUUAUAACCUAAAAGGGGUCAUGAUAGUUCAAUUUUGUCCAGUUGUGAUAAGAGUGAACAACAAUGUUCAAACGAAUCAGCUGAUAAAUAAUACUUGUUUGUGUUUAUUCGUUUAUAAUUCAAUUUUGUUUCAACUUAAUUAAAUCCACUGCCGAUCUUUAAAAGAAUCACCAACAUUGAUAUUAUAACUUUUUGAAUCUCAUUAAUUGACUUCAUGUAUCACCAUUGGAAACGCAAUGCUUACUGUCUAAAACAGUUUGUUUCUAAAGUUAUGUGUUCAACAAAUCUUCAAUUGGCGACAUUCGCCGACGGUGGCAGCAGACUUAUCAGACAUAUCUGGUUUGUUUGCUGCCACCUAGCGUUCAAUAUCGAACAUGUCAAUUGCUCUACGUAAUAUACGUAAUUGCUCUACGUAGUACGUAAUUGCUCUACGUAAUAUACUCGACAGUAAGUGCAUGUACAUUGCAGUUUACGGGACACGGAGUCUGCGGGAGUUCUAACGUGCACGUUUUGGGUGAUAGUGUCCGAACUGGACUCUGGCCAUAGCCACCAAUGUGGGACUUUUGGGAAGCUAGGUGGCAUGACAACCAGAUAAAUCUUUUGUUCUCAGUGCGCACUCUCAUAACUAUGUAAACGAUGUAAGUUUACUUGGUAAGUCUGCUUCCACCUAGUGUUCCAAAGUGUCUUGUUCAGAAACGUUCAUCCACACGCAGCUAAAUCCGUCCACAUCUCAUGAAGGGUUAUCACUCUAAAAACUCACGGGUCCCAACCUCAUCCUUGUGUAUUAGUUUGGACAUUGCAAACUUGAUGUUGCUCACCCUGGGCACAAACUUUGCUUAUUAAAACACCCUAAAAAAUCCCCAGUCAGAAUUGACAUGGAUUCCUGGUCUUAAGGGGCUUGAUCCAAUUUUGGGUCAGAUUGACCAAUUUCUAUGACAUUUUGACACAAGUUAUGGGUAAUACUGACCCAGAAAUGGUCAGGCCUCACAAGACCCAGAUCCGAGUCUAAUAUGAAUCGGGUCGAUUCUGAAUCGUGUCGGUUCUGAAUUGGGUCAAUUCUGACUCGGGUAAAUUCUGAUCCGAGAGUCAAUUCUGAUCCGGGAGUUUUCAGUGUGUACUUAAAAUGUAAUGAAGUUUUACUGUGCAAUAUUGUGGUACUCUAAACAGUGUUUGAAUUUACAUAGCCUAUCUAUUUUGAUUAAUGUUUUAGAUUUUUGAUUAAAGUACAUUAUUACGUAAUAAAUUUGUAAUCGACAUUAAAAUGUAAAGAAUCUAAUCGGUUAUGAUAUUAAAGGUGAGAGCAUUACAAGAAAAAUAUGUAAAUUCACGGACAAAAAAAGAUGCUUAUAUUUUUUCUGAUAAUAUGUUAAUCGUAAAAAUUACGUAAUGUUGUGAACGUUGUCUUGAUAUUGUGUAACUGUAAAAGUAUACUAUUUUAUCUGAAAUGAUAUUAUUAUGUAGAAGUAAUUGUUAAGUUUAAGAGUUUAGUUUAACAAAAUGAGUCUGGUUUCGGCAACAAGUUUUGUGGUAAUGGUGUCAAGAAACUAAUGAGGGCGCUCUUUGUGUAAGCGUGCCACUCGCAAGUAAAAAACAAUUUAGGCAUAAAAAAAACAAAAAAACAAAACAACAAUUACAACCAUAGACUAUACACUGCCAGACUAGACUGCACAUUUGAUUAUGCUGCUCCCUGGGUAUGUGGACCGAAGAUGAUGCCCAGCAACCUCAUGACCAAAAGAAAACUAGUCCAUCCAGUUCGAGACUCUCUAGAUGCUAACAAAAGAGGGCGCUUCUCUGAGAUAUCAAAAGAACGACACGCCAAAAGACUAACCAAAAUGAUGUGUAGAUGUACCUUAUUUGCACACAAACUUGCCAAAGCAACCAGUGGUUUACUUUACACAUUCAAGUAACAGAGAAAUUGUCAAAUGCACGGAAGGAAUGGUAUUAAAGUUUGUGCACCAAACACAAGGCAUUCAAAGCAGAACCUAAUACAAUAUUAAUCAUGAAUCGAUUAUGUAUUUGUUGUAAUGAUG
Molecule: messenger RNA, 3491 nt
Organism: Asterias rubens (European starfish)
Lineage: Eukaryota; Metazoa; Echinodermata; Asteroidea; Forcipulatida; Asteriidae
Product: insulin-like peptide
Exons: 4
Coding region: 357-1403 (348 amino acids)
Cellular component (GO): extracellular region
Molecular function (GO): hormone activity
Source: RefSeq, a predicted model, not a curated record